Pseudoliparis swirei is the source of this 4383-nucleotide messenger RNA. It is a transcript of the gene dsc2l, whose product is annotated as desmocollin 2 like. NCBI's taxonomy places the organism in Eukaryota, Metazoa, Chordata, Actinopteri, Perciformes, Liparidae. The record is from RefSeq and is a predicted model, not a curated record. Gene Ontology annotation, biological process: adherens junction organization; multicellular organism development; homophilic cell-cell adhesion. Bases 1 to 2913 code for a protein of 970 amino acids. The transcript has 17 exons. Gene Ontology annotation, molecular function: cadherin binding; calcium ion binding. Gene Ontology annotation, cellular component: neuron projection; lamellipodium; apical part of cell.
AUGACAGGGAGGCUGAGACCUGGUCUGCCCGGCCCUCCACCCUGCUCCACCCUCCUCCACCGCGCCCCGUCCAGAGCAACAAGUGCGGGACCGGACGAGUGUCUUCUUCAGAGCGCAGACGAACCAAACCCCCGUCAACCGUGCUCCGCCGUCGCCGGACUUCAGCUCCCCGCCGACCAAGUCCGUCCAAAAAUUAAAAAAAAGUUCUUCACAAAAAUGGCGAACGUUUUACUUUUCUACUUCAGCUCGGUGUUGCUCCUGUCCCGUGUGGAGUCGUGUUCGAUACCGAGCUCCCACUACGUCAUUGUGUCGUCCCCACUUCUACCUGGAUCCCUUGUCGCUACAGUUCCUCUCGCCCGCUGCGACCCCGGCUCCACGCGCCUGUCUUCGAGCGACCCGAGCUUCGCGGUAUCGAGCAGCGGGGUGAUACAAACCGUAACGACCGUGCCGGUGUCGGCGGAAGGGCGGACAUUUUAUGUAAGGGCUCGGGACGGCAGCGGACCGGGAAGCGAGAUGGUCGUUCACCUGGUUCACGUCGUACUGCCCGGAAGAAAGAAGGUGCAGGAGCACUACCUGAAACGCUCCAAGAGACGUUGGAGUCCCCCUCCCUUCAACAUAUUGGAGAACCUGGAGGCAGUUUAUCCAAAAAAAAUUGAAAUGAUCGUGUCGGACUCGGAGGCCGUGCAGAGAGUGUUCUACACCAUCAGUGGACCCGGCGUCGACCAGCCUCCAAUUGGGGUGUUCAGCCUGAACAAAACUGGGACGAUGUUUUUGCUCAAGAAAGUUGAUCGCGAGGAGUACCCAAAAUUCAUUUUAGUCGUCAGAGUGUUCAACAUACGAACCGGGGCGGAGACGGACGCUCCUCUGCCAAUCACGAUAGAGGUGGAUGACGUGAACGACAACGCUCCGACGUUCAAAGAUCCGCUGCAGUUUACCGUGGCUGAGAAGAGCGAUGCAGGCACAGUGGUGGGGAAGGUGAACGCCGUAGACCGAGACCAAGCUGGAUCCCUCCACGUGAAGAUCAGGUAUUCUCUUAAAACAGGAAUGGACCUGUUUGCCAUUAACUCAGCAACAGGUAUCAUCACCACGGUAACCAACACCCUGGACAGAGAGUUAAAAGACAAGCACUUGGUGGUCGUAGAAAUCAAAGAUAUGGACGGCGCAGUAAACGGUCUGUUCAACACGGGCACCGCAACCAUUACCGUGGGCGACAUCAACGACAACGCACCGACUUUCACAAAAACAUCAUAUGCGGCCGACGUCAAAGAAAACGAAAACGGAAAACUCGUCCUUCGAAUUCCCGUUGAAGAUAAGGAUUUAAAACCCACGCCCAACUGGAUUGCCAAAUUUGUCAUCACGAAAGGAAAUGAAGAUGGACAUUUCAGAAUGGAGACCGACCCGAAAACCAACGAGGGGCUCCUGUACGUCGCAAAGCCCUUGGAUCACGAGAAGAACCCGAGCGUCCAUCUUGAGAUCGCGGCGCAGAACGAAGCCGGCCUGGCCGACGGCGCGGCCAAAUGGAUGUCCGUCCCCGUGGUGGUCACCGUCCUCAACGAAGACGAGGGUCCAGUGUUCUCCGCCCCGACCGUGCGCUUCAGCGUCAAAGAGAACUCGGCCAACGGCUCGCUGAUCGGGAGUUACAUCGCUCUCGAUCCCGAGACCAAGAGCAGCAGCGGCAUCAAGUAUUACAAGAUCUCAGACCCCGCCUCCUGGGUCAAGGUGGACAAAAACAACGGCGAGCUGAGGGUGGCCAACACCAUCGACAGAGAGUCACAUUUUGUCCAGGAUGGAAUUUACAACAUCACCAUGAGGGCUGUUGACGCCAGUGCCAAGACGGGAACGGGGACGGUCAUCAUCAUCGUGGAGGACGUCAACGACCACAUGCCGGCGAUCCCCACCAGCGAGCUGAUCCUGUGCGAGAAGGACGGAGAGAUGGGCUCGGUCGUGGUCGUGGCCGAGGACACCGACGAGACGCCUUUCUCGUCCCCCUUCAGCUUCAGAUUGCCGAGUGAUCACGACGGAAAAUGGUCCGUGACCAGUUUCAAUGAUACAGCAGCUACGUUGCAGCAGAGGAAGGAGCUUCCUACUGGAAAACACCUGGUGCAGCUGGACGUGAAAGAUCUGCAGGGCUCCGGUAAAACGCAGACGGCAACGGUGAGGAUCUGCCGCUGCAGGAGCGGAGCCUGCCUCGUCAACCCCAACUCCGUGUCCCUGGGGCCGAUGGCUUUACUGGCUAUGCUGCUGCCGCUGUUCCUCCUCCUAUUGCUCGGCCUUCUGUGCGCAUUUUUCUGCUCGACAAAGAAACAGAAACAUGAAUUCGUGGAUGUCGGAGACAGCGGUGGAAUCCUGCUCAAAUCAAACAUCGAGUCCCCGGGGGAAGAAGUGGAUUCAAGUCUCAUCAAUAUUCCCAUUACAGGGACAGAGUCCGGAGUGAAAGGCUCCGUUAAGGGUUUUGCUAGCGGGAACAAGGGAUGGGUGACAAGCAACGGCUCGGGCACCAUGGGAACCAAAAGCAUGCACGAGAACGGGCUGUACAACGACGUCGUCACAUCCGAUAUGGACCAAUUCUACUCGAGCCAGUUCAACAACCAGUACGGCGCCCAGUCGUUCGGAGGGAACUACAUGGGCAACAGCGAAGGCUUCGACAACCGGCACCUCGCCCAGGACACGACCCUCAUUCACAACUGGCAAACCAACGGCCGCUAUCUCCACGAGAAGCUGGGCUACUUCGGCACCGAGGAGGACGGGCGCUUCGCCGACGACAUCGCCCACGCCUACGGCUUCGAGGGGGUGGGCUCCGCGGCCGGCUCCGUGGGAUGCUGCAGCGACAUCGGCGACGACGACAACCUCGACUUCCUGAGCGCGCUCGGGCCCAAGUUCAAGACUCUCGGCGAGGUCUGCAGGAAGACAUGAGCGGCGAGGAGCCGGAGACGAAGAACGCCGGCCCGAGGCGGCGUCCACUCCUCGCUGUGCCGGAUGCAGAGAGAGGCCUGGGGGCCGAAGGGUCGGUGGGCCCCCGAACACAAAUGAGAAAAAGAACACGCGGUUGGCUGUCGCUUUUUGAUGAUGUUGUUGUCUUUGUGUGGCAAAAGUCAUUUUGCACUGAAAGCUAUGCAGUCAGUCGUACAUGCUCGUGUGUGUGUGUGUGUGUGUGUGUGUGUUAUGUGUUGUUGGCCUUUAGAGUCGUCCAUCCAUCAUCUACACCUGCUUCUCCAUGUCCAAUGAUAUUUGCAGUGACGGCUUGCGGGUUUUUCUUCUGUCUCCUGUAGGAGUGGCGACUUUAGGGCGUCUCGGUUUUUGUUCAUCAGUGUUUCUAGGAAAAGAUGCAUUUGUGCGCCCGAGUUUAAUCUUCGCUUGCUACGUUUUUUUAAAUAGUUUUGAUAUAUUUUUUAAAGAAAAAGAAAUGCCGAAAUGAAAUAAGACCGCGAGACUGUAUUCUUUAAUAUUUCACCUUAAACCUACGUCCUUUAAAACGACACGUUUUGGAGUUGAUUAAUGCGUUUUUAACCGCGGCGUCGACCGUUCACCGGGUGUUCCCAUUUCCCCGCCGCCGCUAUCCGCGCGAACGCAUUCCGCCUCGGCACCUGAGCGUCGGACGGGCGUAGUUUCACCCCCGCGUGUCAUCGAGGUCGUCGCGGCACGCCGACAGUCGUCAGGAAGCUUCGCGUAAGUUCAGACAGGAAGACCAUACCCCUCACACCAGCCUUUCAUCCCUCAGUCCGAUAAUCAUUUCCCACUCAUUACUUACUCGCCGUCGUCAAUCAUGACUCCAGCUGCGCAGAUCAGCUGGUCCACUCUAUCCAAUAAGCAGGGAAAUGAGGACAUGGCGAGCCAAUCGUCUCGCUGCUGUCACAUUCAAAUAUGACCGUCUCUCUACCUUCAGUUCAUCCAGGUUGCUGUCAUGCACCCCUCCACCACCCCAUCUCCAGCCAGUCUUCAAGGAUCCAUCAGCUUCAACUCAUCAUCAGCUCAUCAGCCACCACCAGGUCUGGACUCCACGGGGGGGGGGAUCUAUCUCGUUGCUGAGCAGGGCAGUCAGCCCUCAACUACAAAUCUCCCCGUAGAGUCCAAGCGCCAAAGACUCUGAGACUUUACCAUUGCGCAUCACAUGUUAACAAUAAACAUCCUUUCUUUAUUCAGGGUCUUACCUGAUUGAACUGUGAAAGUCAUCGCGAGGGCGUGAAUGUGACGAGCGAGGUGUCACCGGCGCGUUUUUUUCGAAUACCAGACAUGAGGGAAGGCCGAUAAGCGCAGCUGGAAAAAAGAAAUGUCCUUGAACCUGCUGAUUAAAAAAGGGAAUAUUGUCCAAUGUGUGUAUAUACUGUAUUGUUGCAGUUGUAACUUGGCAUGCUCAUUAAAGAAUGUUUCUCCUGGUGAACUCGU